Molecule: messenger RNA, 321 nt
Organism: Ilex paraguariensis (yerba mate)
Lineage: Eukaryota; Viridiplantae; Streptophyta; Magnoliopsida; Aquifoliales; Aquifoliaceae
Source: the annotation of a GenBank genome assembly
AUGCUGAAGAAGCUUGGUGACCUUAUGAACGAGAGCCAUUAUAGUUGCAGUGUUCUAUAUGAAUGCAGCUGCCCAGAGUUGGAAGAGCUUGUAAAUAUUUGUCGGAAUAAUGGUGCUUUUGGGGCAAGGCUUACAGGAGCUGGAUGGGGUGGUCGUGCAGUUGCUUUGGUGAAAGAGAAUAUCAUCCCACAAUUUAUCCUCAAUUUGAAGGGACAAUUUUAUCAAUCAAGGAUGGACAAUGGGGUGAUCAAUAAGAAUGAUCUUGGCCUAUACGCUUUUGCAUCCAAGCCAUCUCGGGGUGCUGCGAUUUUCAAAUUUUAA